AUGGUGAUGGAGACAUCGGGAACGAUGUCAUAUUCGGUGGUAUCAGAGUUCGAAGGAACACUACUGAAGAGCGAUGAUCCAUUCUCUUACUUCAUGCUCCUUGCCUUUGACGCAUCCGGUCUGAUUCGUUUCGCCAUCUUGCUGUUUCUCUGGCCCGUCAUCAAACUCCUUGGCGUUUUAAGCUUCAAAAACGCCGCUCUCAGGCUCAUGAUCUUCGUAGCCACGGCUGGUUUACGCGAACAAGAGAUCGAAUCGGUGGCUAGAACCGUCCUGCCAAAGUUCUACAUGGACGACGUCAGCAUGGACACGUGGAGGGUUUUCAGCUCGUGCAAGAAGAGGGUCGUGGUGACGAGAAUGCCUCGUGUUAUGGUGGAGAGGUUCGCGAAGGAGUAUUUUAGAGCCGAUGAGGUCAUCGGUACGGAGCUGAACGUGAACCGGUUUGGUUUUGUCACCGGUUUGAUACGUGAAGCCGAUAUCGAUCAAUCUGCUUUGAACCGUGUCGCUGAAGUAUUUGUCGACCGGAUGCCUCAUUUAGGUCUUGGCAAAGCCUCCUUGACGGCUUCUACGACUUUCUUGUCGUUAUGUGAGGUGUAUGCACCGGUUUCGGAGAAGAGCAACCACCAUAAUCAACAAAGUGAGCUGCGGCUGAAUCCGGUCGUCUUUCACGAUGGACGCCUUGUGAAGCGGCCAACACCAGCCAUAGCUCUCCUCAUCCUCAUCUGGUUCCCAUUUGGAAUUGUUCUUUCUGUGAUCCGGAUCUUUUGGGGGACCGUCCUCCCAUGGGGGUUCAAAUCUUACGCCAUGAGAAUACUUGGCGGCCAAAUCAUCGUCAAAGGAAAGCCUCCGCAGCCACGAGAGGCCGGAAAGUCAGGCGUUCUCUUUGUAUGUAAUCAUAGAAGCCUAGUGGAUCCACUUCUAUUAUCUACCGUAUUGAAACGCAGCGUCCCGGCCAUUGUAUACUCUCUUUCGAGGCUUGCCAAAAUCUUCUGUCCAAUUUCUAUCGUGCGAAUACAAAGAAUCCGAGAUGUCGACGCCAAGACCAUCAAGCUCGAGCUGUCCAAAGGAGAUCUAGUGGUUUGUCCCGAGGGAACAACUUGUCGUACACCGUUUUUGGUGAGAUUUAGCGCACUUUUCGCGGAGUUAACGGACACGAUCGUGCCUGUGGCGGUAAACUGUAGAGCUGGAUUUUUCCACCCGAACACCGUGAGAGGCUGGAACGCUCUGGACAUUGUAUUCUUCUUCAUGAAUCCGAGACCGUGUUAUGAGAUUACGUUCUUGAACCAGCUUCCGAAGGAGGCUACGUGUUCGUCCGGGAAGAGUCCGCAUGACGUGGCGAACCAUGUACAGAGAAUCAUGGCGGAUACGUUAGGGUUCGAGUGCACUAACUUCACGAGGAAGGAUAAGUAUAGGAUCCUCACUGGAGGUGAUGGAACGGUGUCGUAUUUGUCGUUUCAGGAACAAGCUAAAAAGUUCUUUAACACUUUCAAUCCUUUUUCUCGCUAA
Molecule: messenger RNA, 1503 nt
Organism: Microthlaspi erraticum
Lineage: Eukaryota; Viridiplantae; Streptophyta; Magnoliopsida; Brassicales; Brassicaceae
Source: the annotation of a GenBank genome assembly